GGCUCGCGUUUGUUUUGGCAGCUCGUGCCCAUCUGAUCACACCUGAUCACACAGCCACUACGACCCAUCCUGCUAAUAGCACUCCAGUAUGAUUCUCCUGGAAUCGCACAAUGUUAUCAUCCAGACGACUCUCAACGAGAAGCAUGCCAAACCAUCUUCGGUUGACGUCCAGUUUGUAGACUUCGAUGGCGUGCGCUUCCGUCUUUCGAGUCCGGACAAGGACAACAAGAACAUGCUCCUUCUUUCCAUGAGCAUUCGCUGCUGGGACGAGCUCGUCGCAUUUGGCGCAUUAAGCGUGCUCAAUCGCGAAUAUGGUUCGCUGCUCCAACCGCAGCCUGAGCCUGGAUGGAAUGUCAGCCUCUCCAUCGACCUGCAGCAACUCCCAGCCAAUACAGAGGACCGUGAUGCGUUCAUCAUGUCCGUUGCUUUGCUCAAGCGCAAUGCUCUUGCUGCUCCGUUCGAAGCCGCAUUCACUUCGCAGAAGGGCCUUGAAUCAGCUGGCUCAGGAACAGGCCCAUUGAUGGAGGUUCAUUAUCGCGACGAGGAGGCGAUAUACGUUCAAGCUUCGCACGACCGCGUGACGGUCAUAUUUUCUACCGUCUUCCGCGAAGAGACCGAUCGGAUCUACGGGAAAGUCUUUCUACAGGAAUUCGUCGACGCCAGAAGACAACCCUCCAUUCAGAAUGCCCCACAAGUCUUGUAUUCCAGCCGCGACCCUCCGCUAGAAAUCCGCCAUUUGGCGGACUUGCGCAAGACCGAUGAUAUGGGUUACGUCACCUUCGUACUCUUUCCCCGGCACUUCUCGAAUCCGUCCGUCGCACUGGCCACGAUCUCACACAUCCAACUGUUCCGCGAUUAUCUCCACUAUCACAUCAAGUGCUCCAAAGCCUAUAUGCACUCCCGCAUGAGACACCGUGUUGCUGAGUUCCAGAAAGUGCUGAAUCGGGCCAAGACGGAAGUAGCGACUGUUGAAAAGAAGACCGUGUCCGGAAGGACUAUGCUCAGCCGUUAGAUGUAUCUUAGUUCAGAGGUCAAUUGUAAUCAAUGCAGCAGCGUGUGGAGAUAUGUUUGCUCAAAUGUCCGAUGAUCCAUGAGUCAAGAAACCGAAUGCCAUGAGAUGCCAUGGGACCAAGGGUGCUGUCACAUGACGUCCUAUGGCUUUCCGUGCCUCCCUCAAACGCGCCAAUCGUGCAAUCGUCUAUACCCAGAAUGGCGAGCCCGAACAGGUCCUUCGGGCAGUAACGUUCAAACCGCUCCCGUCUCCGCCACCAAACACGCUCAACAUCAAGUACCUACUUUCACCUAUUAACCCAGCAGACAUCAACGUUGUUCAGGGCGUCUACCCGGCUAAACCCGCUUCCACUGUCUUGAAUGACGAGGCGGCAUUUGUCGGGGGCAAUGAAGGCCUUGCCGAGGUUCUGCACUGUGGCUCUGGGGCUUCUGGAUUCAGCGAGGGAGACUGGGUCGUGAUGACUAAACCUCAGUCGGGAACCUGGCGAUCGACUUCUAAUGUCUCUGUCAGCGACGUCCUUAAGCUGCCUCGGGCAGUGGGUCUCACCGAAGCUCAUGGAGCGACCAUGACGGUCAAUCCACCUACAGCCUGGAACAUGCUGGCGGAUUUCGUGAAACUCCAGGAAGGAGAUUGGGUUCUGCAGAAUGGGGCGAACAGUGCUGUGGGUCAAGCAGUCAUCCAAAUCGCCGCUGCUCGUGGGUUAAAGACCCUGAAUCUCGUCAGGAACCGCCCCAAUCUGGAAUCUCUGGCACAAAGUUUGAAACAACUGGGAGCAACUGAGGUCUUGUCCUACGACGACCUUGCAGACCGACAAUUGACAGAAAGAGUAAUGAAAAACUGGACAGGCGGUAGGGGAUUCAAAUUGGGUCUCAACUGCGUUGGGGGAAAGGACACAACCGCCAUGACCCGAUUGCUAGGGCACGACGCGUUCCUUGUCUCAUACGGCGCGAUGUCCAAACAGCCUCUGGCACUGCCUACUUCGGCCUUCAUUUUCAAAAAUCUCACUUGCACCGGCUUUUGGCAAAGUCGUUGGUACAAGAACCACACCAAGGAAGAGACAGAAAUGGUGAUGACUUCCUUGGUCGAUCUAGUCAGCUCAGGCAAGCUUAAUGCGCCCGAACACGAAAUCCUGGUCGUGAGUGCACAGGAUACGGAUGAGGUCGCCGGUCAGAAAGUUCGAGACGCGAUG
Mycena citricolor is the source of this 2201-nucleotide messenger RNA. Lineage: Eukaryota; Fungi; Basidiomycota; Agaricomycetes; Agaricales; Mycenaceae. The record is from the annotation of a GenBank genome assembly.